Toxoplasma gondii ME49 is the source of this 3786-nucleotide messenger RNA. Its product is annotated as dual specificity phosphatase, catalytic domain-containing protein. Gene Ontology annotation, molecular function: protein tyrosine/serine/threonine phosphatase activity. Lineage: Eukaryota; Apicomplexa; Conoidasida; Eucoccidiorida; Sarcocystidae. Gene Ontology annotation, biological process: protein dephosphorylation. The coding region runs from base 126 to 3074 and encodes 982 amino acids. The record is from RefSeq and is a predicted model, not a curated record. Gene Ontology annotation, cellular component: cytoplasm. The transcript has 2 exons.
AAAACGCAAAAUCUGCCGGGGAAAGAAUCGUAGAGGAUAGGCGAACUUAAGGGCGGCCGAACGAGGAAGCCUGCGUGGAAGGCUUGGCCAGGGGCAAGACUUCUUUUCGUGAAAAAACCGAGUGCAUGCGUGAGCUGGUGGACGUCGACGACAGAGUCAACGCCUGCCACAUGACGCACAAAAACGCGGCUUACUCCAGUUUAACUUUUCUUUUUCUGGAAAACGGACCUCUCUGUCGCAACUUGCCGCUGCUGCGGCAGCGGCAAAUCGCGUACGUGAUCAACUGCACCCCUGAGGUUGCGAGCGGCGGCGUCCCGAACUACCACCACCCUCGGCAGGCCCUCUCGGCCCGCGGCCCCGGGCGGGCCUCGCCCCUGGGGGACUGCGUGGCUCCGGGGGCCUUCAGGCCUCUGGAGUACCACCGCCUGGACAUGGUGGACAACGGGACGGAACGCCUCGCGCGGCACUUUGAGCGUUUCUGGGAGCUCAUGGAGCGCGUCCGAAUCCGCGAGAGUGGAAACGUCCUCGUCCACUGCAACCAGGGUGUCUCGCGGUCCGUCGCGAUGGUCGCGUCGUACCUCAUUCGCUUCUUCAAGAUGUCUGUUGAGGAUGCAGUCGCCCUCAUCCAGGUGAACAGGCCGGUGGCGAAGCCGAACGACGCCUUCAUGCGGCAACUGCGGGAACUGCAUGCAGACCUCAAAGCCUCUGGCGCGUACCCGGAGAACGCCGUCGAGUUCUCUCUCGCAGAUGCCAGGCAUGACCCGGACGCUUUGCUCGAACAUGAAAGGCGACUCGCCUCCAGUCGCAGAGCCUUCGCCGCAGCCGCCAACGCCCAGGCUGUCGCCGCCGCCUCCCGCAGGGUGGUGGGCCCCGCAAGGCCCCACACAGGCCCCGAGAGCGUCCGGGUGGAGACAGCGGGUCGCUCGGAAGGAGGCGGCGGCGAGGAAGGCGUCUGUGCGUCAAGUCUGAAAGACCCGGACCGGCGGGGAGAAGAUGAUUCGCGGAGCAGCGGGGAAGCCGAGAAGAACGAGGGAGAGACUCGCGGACGGAGUGAAGGCGUUGUGAUUGGGCCUCAGUUUCCAGCUCCCGGGGAGAGAGUUGGGGAGGACGACUUCACGGGAGACGACAAGGAGUCUUCGAAAGUGAGGAAAACGGAACAAAUCGAAUCUGUGCGUCGAGAGCAGGAGGGCGGAAGAUGUAUUUCUUUCGAGAAGGAAGAUUUCGUCUCUCCCGCAGGUCCUUGGGAACGGGAAGAGAAGCGCCCUGGGGUGGAAGAAGAUCGACUUCUUUCAGACGAGGGUGAGACCGCACCGGGAGGAGAGAAGAAGCGUAGCCGCUUUCGACUGUCUGGUACCCUCAGCGCUACCGCGAGGGAAGGCCAGGCUGCACAAGACAAGAAUGACGGCGAGAGGAGAACGGGAGAAAACGACUUGGACAGAGUCAGCUCAGACGUUGAAGUAGACAGACGAGGUGUAGAUCAGACAGAAGAGCACCUCGAGGCUGAGCAGGAGAAGGCAGCUAGGCGAGAAGACGAGGUUCUCGAUACACGCAAAGGAAAGAGCAGAGAAGAGAGGAAUUUCCAGGUGAACGGCGAGGACUCGACGCGGUCACGCUCGAGGUCCCCUUCCGUUGUCGUCUUCUCGCGCUCGCCAUCGUGUUCUGUCUCUGUCGAUGACCGCCCUCGUCUGAAAUCUCCGUGGGUUCCUCCGCCGCUGUUCGGGGCCUUGCCGAAGAAGCGUUGUACAGAAUCUGAGCCGCGUCCCUCGACUGCGAGCGCAUCGGCUGCGAGCAGUUCGCGGUGCUUCCGUUCCGCGGAGAGACUUUGCGCAUGCUCCUCUCCAGGGAAGAAGUCUCUGUUCUCGGCUCCUGCGGCGAACUCGAAGCCUGAAUCUGAGGCUCCUGCGACAACCUGCGCUUCUCCCCUUCUGCACGUUGGUCGCAAGCGAGAGCGAGAAGACGCUUGCUUUCCGGACUCUGACCGACGUCGUUCUCUGGAUCUGGCGUCGGCCGCCUUGGCGUCGACAGAUGGAACGAGACGGAGGGCCUCGUCGGAUUCUUCUCGCGAGUCGGACGCGGACGAAGUCGCCUUCGUGAAGGAACGGAGGCGUCCGACGCGCGGGCGGGAUGGACUCGUGCGUCGGCCUUCGUCGCGGAGUGUCUCAGCCGACAGCGAGGGAGAAGCGAGAGGAGACGCCCACUGCAGAAGCUCUGGAGGCGCAGCCGGCAGCAGUCGGUGCCUGGGAGCAGACGGCGCAAGAACGCGUCGGACCUCUUCUUCGCCCUCGCCAGAGAGAGUUCGGAGACGCGAGGCGAAUAGUCCAGUCGCGCGGUGGAGAGACAGCCGAGAGGUGGCGAAUCACAGAGAGAGAGGUCGUCGGAGUCGGUCGUCUUCUGGUCCUCGAAGCGAAGCUGAAAGCAGUCGAGGCGCCGCGGACGCAUGGGGACGACGGAGAGGAUCGAAGCGUGGAAACGACAAAGACAGACGCGAGUGGAGAACGUGCAGACGCGUCUCUUGCAGUGACAGCGAGGAUGGAGUGAGGAGACAGAACGGCUGGACACUUGCUCGAGAGAGCCUGGCGCGUCGACGCGCGGAGCGAGAGUCGCGGCAGUCGUCUUCUCGAGAGACGUCCAUUUCGAGUGAAAGGGAAACGAAGCAAUGGAACAAAGACACAGAGAGAGAGUCAGAACAAUGGAGAAGAGGCGAAGCUGUGUUUCGGAGGUGCUCGCGAGGAGAAGGGGUACGAGUGUCUGGGUCUGAAGAAGGAAGUGGAAGAAGUUCUCACUCGAAAAGUCCGGAAAGAGAUGAAAGAAAUUCCUUCUCGAGAAGUCCAGAAAGAGAUGGCAGAGGUUCCUACUCGAGAAGUCCAGAAAGAGGUCGAAAAGAUUCGCACGGCAGAAGUCGAGACAGAAGUAGAGGAGGUUCUCACUCGGGAAGUCGAGAAAGAAGUAAAACAGAUGUUUAUUUUAGAAGUUCGAGCUCGAGUUUGUUGCCGGAAAGAAAGCGCAGAGCGACUGCCGAAGGCAGGCACUGCGCAGCCACUCGGCGACCGGUGUGGAGGCGAGAGAAAGUCUGAUAUAUCAGAGACUCUGAGGACUUUCGCGGUUUCUGACAGGCUGAGGAACUUUGCGUCGUCCCUUUGAAAAUGAAGUGCAGAGAUCGCGAGCGGAAAAAGUGAGUGUGCCUUUAGCAAGAAGAGAAUUCGAGAAGGCACGAAACGCACCGAGUUGGAAGAGGGAAACGCGUGAGAGAGUUUCGCUGCAAGAGAUCGAUUGAGGAAAGGUCGCGUCGUCGGAAUUUAGGUGGACAGACAGUGUCCGACGUUUCUCGGGAGCAUCUGCAGAGCAGUUUUCGCAUUUGUGCAAUUUGACUGAAUUCAGAACUGGUGAAAAUGAGGGACAAACGAUCGACAGAGGGGACGUUUUUUGCGUGGAUGUCGCUUCUUCGUGUUUUGGCACUUUUGACUUCCUCUAGAUUCCUCGUCUGCCUCGAGUUUCCGUGUGGCUUCUUUUUUUCGUCCAUUUCUCCGUUUUGUCCGUUAGCGAGGGUUCCUCGCGCGUGCAGCGGCAUUUCACUUCCCUUGGAAGCUUCGUCACUCGAUGCGGGAGACGUAAGGAAGCGUCUACAAGUAAUUCCAGGCGUUUUGGCUGCCUUUGCAGGAGGCUUUUCCCGCUGUGCUUUACCAUUGAACCGCAGAACUCGCGUUUUUUCCGCGUUCGCAAUAUCGCAAUUAGUCUUGUUGACUGCCCUUCAACGACAGGGCUCUGCUCUGCACUCAAGGAUCCGUC